UUUGGCUUUGUUAUUAUUCAUAUAUUCAUUGUUUUUUUUAUGGUGGUCUCUGCAGACAGACAAGUGUCCGAUGACACCAACGUGGUGGUGGACGGACGUACGGAAAGGGGGGUGGAGGGAUCAUCGCGGUCUAAUCGGGAUAAGGCCGCGUAUAUUGAUGUAUCCGAGGCAUAUGAUCAUCCGCUCAUUAAAUUUCACCUGCAAGAUAAGUACUUUGAGAACUGUGACGAAUGGUACGAGUACAGCGCAGCGAACAAGAUUUAUGAGAGAGAACAACGUUUGCAUGAAUCUCAGCCUAAACUCCGGUAUGAUGUUGAAGGUAAGGUUCCCAGUGAUUUUGCGUUAAAGAGGGUAUGUGGCCGCUACCUCACAGACAAUGAAGGACUUCGAUGGACUCAGGAUGAGCUGCUACAAAUGUUGAAGAAGAAGGAGGAGGAAGUGAAUGCAUUGAGGAAUGCAUUUAUGAAAGUUGAGUUGAAUGCACGGGGAGUGGUUGAAAGUUUCAUUGAAGCGAAACGAAGUCAAGAGAUAAAAGAUUCCUCUGUGACCGAUGUUGGGGUUGUGAAGAAGGAGGUGGAUCCUGCUGAGGAGAUGGACACAGAGUUUAAGCGUUUAAUUCAAUCGUUCAUUACAAACGAUUUGUUAGAUGAAGUUUGUGAGCUUAGUACUAGAGUUCACCCGCACCUAUUGCCGGAGUGUGAGGAUUUGCGUCGGCGAUUACAAGAAGCGGAGAGUGGGGUGAGAAAAAUAUUGUUGAGAGGUGUUUUGUCAUCGGUUGAUGCUUUUUUUGCCUCGGACCUCUUUGACAUUCCAUCAAUUGCAACUUUGGAAGACCUUCCAAAAAUGCGUUUGAUUGCUAUGUUAAAGUUAUUGCAAAAUAUUGGUUCGGAGCUGGCACACAGGAAUGUGCUCUUAGAGGUGCAAAAUGCGAUAAAGUUUCCGGUAAGUAACAAGCAGUUGAGGGGAACAGUGAUCAUGCUUGGACAUGUGUACAAGCAGACACGGGAAGAGUUGAUGGAUUUAUUGUUCAAGGAUACUUUUCCUGAUCGAUGUGAUGAGGGAUUCACGAAUGGCACGGUGAGACAUUACAGAGAACAAUUGUGCACUUUGAGAAUUUUAUUGGCGGGUGAUGCCCAUUCGCCAAUGCAAUUUAUGAAGGAGAUCGAGCAUAAGAAAAGGGAAUUGAAUGCUCUGACGAGCAUAAAUAAGGAACAUGAGACGAGAUUGCAUGAGGUGCUGCUUGCGCUGAUUGAAGCACUGAGGUGUUCAUGUCCUAAGUGUGGCCGCUUAUUAAGCCAUUUGAGAAGGGGGGAUCAUAAGAUGUUUAACGAUUUGGCAGUUGUUAGACGUAAGUGUGACAACACGACAAACCUUUAUCCUGAUGGAGAUGCCAUUGUUGAUGAGCAGGAGCAGUUCGCAAUGGAAGAAAGGAGGAGGCAACUUCGUGGAGGUGACGAUCUAGAUGAGUAGUGCAAUUUGGUUUUAUGAUUCACUUUGAAGUGAAUCGUAUUCAAGCAAUAAAAUUAGAAGUGGAUUAUGUCAGAUUGAAGAAAGUAAAAUGAGCGGUUAAAG
Molecule: messenger RNA, 1572 nt
Organism: Chara braunii
Lineage: Eukaryota; Viridiplantae; Streptophyta; Charophyceae; Charales; Characeae
Source: the annotation of a GenBank genome assembly